CGAUCGCAGAGCAAGUCCCGUGUUGGUGUUGAAGUCUUCUUGUGUAUGGCGAGUGCCGGUGGUGGAGGCCAACCUCCGCCGUCGCCACCUUAUCGUCCCUACCGAGUCUUCCGAACCCUAACUUCACAUACUAGAGCCGUGUCGUGCGUGAAGUUCUCCAACGACGGAACGCUCCUGGCCUCCGCCUCUCUGGAUAAAACCCUAAUCGUGUGGUCCUCUCAGACCCUAACCUUUCUCUCUCGCCUGACGGGGCACUCAGAGGGAGUGUCGGACCUGGCCUGGUCCUCUGAUUCCCACUACAUCUGCUCUGCCUCCGACGAUCGUACCCUUCGCAUCUGGGAUGCUCGCUCCGCCGAGUGCGUCAAGACCCUCCGUGGUCACUCUGGUUUCGUCUUCUGUGUCAACUUCAAUCCUCAAUCCAAUCUUAUUGUUUCCGGUUCCUUCGAUGAAACCGUCCGCAUUUGGGAUGUCAAGACUGGCCGCUGCGUCCAUGUUAUUCAUGCCCAUUCUGAGCCCGUUACUUCCGUUCAUUUUAUCAGGGACGGCUCCAUCAUCGUUUCUGGCAGCCAUGACGGCUCCUGCAAGAUCUGGGAUGCUGCCACUGGUUCUUGCUUGAAGACCCUCAUCGAUGAUAAGGUCCCCGCCAUUUCCUUCGCCAAGUUUUCCCCCAAUGGCAAAUUCAUUCUCGUCGCUACGCUCGACGAUACUCUUAAACUUUGGAACUACUCGACGGGAAAGUUCUUGAAAAUCUACACUGGUCAUGUCAAUAGAGUGUAUUGCAUAACUUCUACGUUUUCAGUCACGAAUGGGAAGUACAUAGUUAGUGGAUCGGAGGAUCAUUGUAUCUACUUGUGGGAUCUGCAAGGGAAGAAUAUGAUUCAGAAACUAGAAGGUCACACUGAUACCGUCAUCUCCGUGUCAUGCCACCCCACUGAGAACAAGAUUGCUUCUGCUGGCCUAGACAAUGAUAGAACUAUUAGGAUAUGGGUUCAAGAUUAAUCAAAAUAAUUACAGGCCAGAUGUAUUCAACAUACA
This is a messenger RNA of Telopea speciosissima, 1035 nucleotides long. RefSeq names its product COMPASS-like H3K4 histone methylase component WDR5B. The coding region runs from base 46 to 999 and encodes 317 amino acids. Gene Ontology annotation, cellular component: Set1C/COMPASS complex. Lineage: Eukaryota; Viridiplantae; Streptophyta; Magnoliopsida; Proteales; Proteaceae. The transcript has 2 exons. Gene Ontology annotation, molecular function: histone binding. The record is from RefSeq and is a predicted model, not a curated record.